Messenger RNA from Penaeus indicus, 2667 nucleotides. RefSeq lists its product as uncharacterized. Gene Ontology annotation, cellular component: plasma membrane; synapse; neuron projection. Gene Ontology annotation, biological process: chemical synaptic transmission; signal transduction; monoatomic ion transmembrane transport. The record is from RefSeq and is a predicted model, not a curated record. Gene Ontology annotation, molecular function: transmembrane signaling receptor activity; extracellular ligand-gated monoatomic ion channel activity; protein binding. The transcript has 7 exons. NCBI's taxonomy places the organism in Eukaryota, Metazoa, Arthropoda, Malacostraca, Decapoda, Penaeidae. Bases 1 to 2667 code for a protein of 888 amino acids.
AUGAGGAGGUUCAUUACCAUUGCAGCUGUGAGGUUCCAAAGAGAUGGAACAGCAAGACAAGACACUCUGCUCCAGUACCGAAGAACACUGCCCAAUCUUACAUCUGUCAGCCAGUGCAUAAGGGUCAACCUCCAGCAGUCCAGGCAGUACAAUAACAUCUUUUCCUACGCUGUUCCUGAUGACUCGAAUGAGCUGGUCUUUUCUGUUCAGUUCGGAGACGACACCUUCUACCUUGCCUGCUGUGGCGGCAACGUUGAGCUGGAGGUGCCGCUGCCUACGCCCCUUCGUCAGUGGAUCCCCGUGUGCUUCGUCCUGGACCUCCUGCACCGUUCGAUAAGGCUUCUUGUCGAGGGAAAAGUGAAGGAACACCGGCUGGCGACCUUGGCGGAGUCGCCUCUCGCUGUUCGUGGAGGGGGACUCCUCGUGCUGGGGCAGGAUCAGGACUCGUAUGGCGGCGGCUAUAUCGAGUCACAAAGCUUUAGUGGAAUUUUGGUGGACCUCCUGCUGUUCGACCGCCUGUUAUCCGACGACGACUUAAUAGCAUUUAGUGAGUGCAGAACGAUGACGACCACAGCGUUACCCAUCGUCAGCUUUUCCAAUGUCGAGCAGGACUUUGAAGCUGUGAACGCUGAGGUGGAACGAAUAGGCAAACAAGACUUUUGCGAGACCCAUCGGAAAGACAUCCUCAUCUUCCCUGAGCUGAGGCCAUUUGAGGAAGCCAAACGUCUUUGCAAUAUUUCCGGGGGCGAACUCGAGGUGCCAGAGAGCAAGGAGCAAGGUUGGUUACUCUUCAACAAGUGCAUCCCAUAUGCUAAGUUUUGCAAUACUGGAUCCAUGACUAAUUUCUGGCUCGGAGUGAAGGGCAAUGUAACCACCCAGACCUGGAAUCACUACGUUACAGGCAAAGUUCUUACUUAUACUGAUAGCACGUUAAAGAAGUUCACUAUCGAGGAGCCUGCCACCUGCGUUGCGUUCAUAGGAGACAACAACACCAAUGUAAACCAGCACGCCAACUGGAAUUCAGUCGACUGCCAAGAGGAGCGGUGCCCGCUUUGUUACCUGGACGAAGUGGUGCUCUUGAAGGCACGAGGCCUCUGCAGUGAGUCCUUAUUUGACCGUGACUAUUUCCUGACGAACGAUAACGGCGCAGUCACUUUCACUGGCGUCUAUUACUCGAUGAUUACGCGUUAUUUCACUUCCCAAGGCAAUGAUACGGGAGAGUCUGACUACGGCUAUUGGGUUCUCUCCCGACUGGACAAACCCUCCGUGAGAGCCACCUUACAGAUGGAUUCUCCCACGCACUAUCCACUCGGCCGUCAAGAGUGGGUCGUCGACAACGAUGUGUGUGGCGUAGACAGCAUGGUCAUCAUGAUGACGGUGUGCAAGGAGCACCAGUUCUCCUGUGACGACGGUAACUGCGUGAGGAUUCAGCAGCGCUGCGACAUGGAAGUGGACUGCCCCGACGGCUCAGACGAGAUGGGCUGCGACUUCCUCACCCUCGAUCUCUCCUACAACAGCGACAACCCUCCGCCGCGCCUCGACGUCACAAAGCCAGUCGAAAUCAAACUCCAGGUCGACAUCUUCGCGAUACGCAAAAUCGACGUAGCUAACUUCCGAUUCACCUGCGAGAUCGAGAUCACUAUGGAAUGGUUCGACUCCCGCCUAAGGUUCCGCCACCUCAAUUACGCCAGCGAACUCAACUCCUUGACGGGGCUGGAGCGGCAGCCUUGGAGGCCCAAACUGGAGUUCCUGGGAGACAGGAACACGGCCAGCGACGUCCAGGAGCGGCGGGUCACCCUGAGCGUCCGACGCUACACCACGCCUCUACGCGACAACGACGAAGAAGUCCUGGAAAGCGAGAUAUUUGAGGGCGGCGAGAAUGGCCUUCUGAUGGUGCAGAAACUGACAGUAACGACCCCGUGCCAGUUCAGCCUCGAAAUGUUUCCCUUCGAUCAACAGGUCUGUCAUUUGCGUAUGAGUCUCACCGGAGUGACCAACCAGUACGUGAAGGUUCAUCCAGGCGAAAAGGGCAUCGCCUUCCGAGGGCGCAGAAGGCUGCUCGAAUACCAGCUGGUGCGGGAAGGGAUGGUCCAACAUGAUCAGGGCAACUACAGCGGCGUGGAGGUGCAGCUGUACCUGCGCAACUUGUCCAACUUCUACAUCACCUCCACUUACGUCCCGACCUUCAUCAUCGUCGUCAUCGGCUACCUCGUGUACUUCUUCCCAUUGGCCAACUUCAACGAGAGGGUGUUGGUGGGCCUCACCGGCCUACUUGUUGAGGCCACUUUCUUCUCGCAGGUUAAUUCGUCCAUCCCUCACACGGCCUACAUGAAGCUGGUCGACAUCUGGAUGGUGUUCUGCAUCCUCACCCUGUUCCUCGUGGUGGUGUCCGUCGUCGCAAUUCAGUGCAUCCAGGAUUCGCCAACAGUGAUUCCAUACAAGCCAAGGAAACCUAAACUCGUCCUGAAGCAAUCUUGGAGUACCAAACCAGACGCAUGGAGAAGCAGUUGCUGGAAUCUGAGUAGCAUGUGGUACAGAUGGAGAAGCAGAUGGCUCAGUGGAAGCCGGGCUGUGCAGCUGAAUAGAUGCUGCCUCAUGAUCGUGCCCCUGGGAUCUCUCGUGUUCCUGGCCGUGUACGCAAUCAUGGCCAGCGACAGGGUCUUCUGA